This is a messenger RNA of Zophobas morio, 1817 nucleotides long. RefSeq lists its product as uncharacterized. The record is from RefSeq and is a predicted model, not a curated record. The transcript has 10 exons. NCBI's taxonomy places the organism in Eukaryota, Metazoa, Arthropoda, Insecta, Coleoptera, Tenebrionidae. Bases 1 to 1782 code for a protein of 593 amino acids.
AUGUCUGAAUCAUUUAAGACGUCGUAUUUUAAUUAUUUACCCAAUGAAAUGUUAAUAAAAAUACUGAGUAACAUCGACACGUUUACUUUGCUAAGUUUUUGUGAUGUUUACCAGUGUGAUUACUUUUUACAAGAUAGAACUGUUAUCAGAAAAAUCGACUUGUGUAAAAAAUACCAACUGGAAGAUAUAACCCAGAUAUCGAAUAAAAUUGCCUUGGAAUACGUCAGGACGCUCAAUAUUAACGGCUUAUAUUGGAUUCAAGCCGCCAAAUUACGAAAUAUUAUAACAAGUAUGGUGAAUUUAGAAGUUUUGUCUGCCAUCCAAACAAACUUGAGUUUGGUGGAUGCAGAUACUGAGGUUUAUAGUAAAAUUAAAAUCAGAAAAUUGGGAGUAUCGCUUAACUCAAGUGGCAGAAUAAUUUAUCGUAAACUACCAACGGUUGAAACACUUUACAUUAGUAUUAAAGUGACAAAUCUGUUUACUCCUAUUGGUCUCAUGUUCAUUUUUCCGCAACUGAGAAAACUUUGGGUAGAUGUGGAAGAAUUGUCUGGGCGAGAAAUUGUCGAAUACCAUGUACACGAUCAAAGCAAAAGUAAACUUGUUUGUCGAAUAAAUGCUCCAAUUGCGUUUUUUAGUGUUGACCAUUCCUGGCUGACUACAUAUUAUAAUAUCAAGAGACCUCUUCAGCCGUAUAUGAUUUGUUGUGAAAAAUUUAGUGACAAUCAACUGUCCGAAAGUGGUUUUCAAGUUGAAAGUAAGUUGGGAAGUUGGCAGGUGCUAGAUGAAUUCUGUGGGCCCAAACCAUAUGGUCCGAAAGACGCACGUCGUUUAUUUUUGAACGAAUAUACUCUAGACACUAUAUUUUUUGAAGAACUGAAUUUUUAUCAAAGUGCCCCUUUUUGCAACACUAGAUGUAGAGAAGCAGUGGAAGACAUACUUAAGUCUCCUUGUUGCACACGCUUGAAAAAGUUGUGUGUGAUGAUGUGUCUUCUAUUCAAUAAAAAUGCAUCCAUGUUCGUUGACAUUGAAGAUCCUGAUAGUUUUUCAAGAAAAAGAAUAUGUAUAGAAAAACCCGUCUCCACACAUCCUGCUGAAAAUAUUUUCAAAAAUUUUCUGCGUUUAGAACAUUUGGAACUUUAUGUCUGUCACAAAAUUGUCCACCACAGUGCUAUCCAUGGUUAUUCAUUAAUUUCGCUGUUUGAACACCUAGUAACCUUGAUUGUUGAAGUCCCUAUAUCCGUAGAUGGUAGUUUUUUAAUCCAAGUUUUGCAAAAGUGUCAAAACUUACAAAGACUGAAAGUAUUUUCAGUUACUCAGAAUGAAAAAUUAAAUUUCAAUGUACAUAACGCGAUUGCGAGUGCUAAUUCAUUGAAAGACUUUAGAUACGAGAAUCAUCGCAUGCAGCUGGAUAAGUUAAUAAAGAACCUAUGUCUCAUCAAAUCGAAAAAACUGGAACGUUUUGUACUUAUUUGUAAAGAAAUGGACAAGUUUAGUGCGACUCUUUUAAAACAAUUUUUGAAAAUGAAUCCACAGUUGGUAUUUCUGUAUUUUUUAAUAUACAGCUGCACAGAAAAGUCUAGAAGAACGAUUCAAGCGAUUUUGAACACAUAUGAGAAGGAACACCCCUCAAAAGUAUUUAUUGUUUCGAAAGGAGACGAAAUUGGUAGACCGAGUUGCCCUAGAGUUGGUUACUCCAUUCCUGAUGUCCAUUUUCGCGAAAUGAUCAAAUCUGUCAGUAAUGUUGCCAACCCAAAUGUGUUGGACGAGUUUGAGUUCUUUUAAUAAAGUCGUUUUAAAAUAUUUUUAUUUUCAAAAUU